Messenger RNA from Cervus elaphus (red deer), 10941 nucleotides. It is a transcript of the gene NCK1, whose product is annotated as NCK adaptor protein 1. Lineage: Eukaryota; Metazoa; Chordata; Mammalia; Artiodactyla; Cervidae. The coding region runs from base 252 to 1385 and encodes 377 amino acids. Gene Ontology annotation, biological process: positive regulation of translation in response to endoplasmic reticulum stress; negative regulation of PERK-mediated unfolded protein response; negative regulation of endoplasmic reticulum stress-induced eIF2 alpha phosphorylation. Gene Ontology annotation, molecular function: ephrin receptor binding. The transcript is spliced from 4 exons. The record is from RefSeq and is a predicted model, not a curated record.
UUCUCGUCCGGGGAACCCACAUAGCCCGUUACUUGCCGCGGUGCUUCCUCUUCUCUGCUGAAGUUAGCUCCCGGGGCGCCGUCUGCCGGCCCGGAGCUAAGCCGGAGGGGGCGGGGAGGCCGCUUGGUCGGGCCUGGGCUUUUUGCCUCGCGGCUCCGCGCGACCCUCCGGCCACUGCCCUGGGCGCCGCAGCCCUACGACCUUCCUGUCUAUCCCUGGAGCGUUGGGUCCGGUGCAGAAGGUGCUGAACAAUGGCAGAGGAAGUGGUAGUAGUAGCCAAGUUUGAUUAUGUGGCCCAACAAGAACAAGAGCUGGACAUCAAGAAGAAUGAGAGAUUGUGGCUUCUGGAUGAUUCUAAGUCCUGGUGGCGAGUUCGAAAUUCCAUGAAUAAAACAGGUUUUGUGCCUUCUAACUAUGUGGAAAGGAAAAACAGUGCCCGGAAAGCAUCUAUUGUUAAAAACCUAAAAGAUACCUUAGGCAUUGGAAAAGUGAAAAGAAAACCUAGUGUGCCAGAUUCUGCAUCUCCUGCUGAUGAUAGCUUUGUUGACCCAGGGGAACGUCUCUAUGACCUCAACAUGCCUGCUUAUGUAAAAUUUAACUAUAUGGCAGAGAGAGAGGAUGAAUUAUCAUUGAUAAAAGGGACGAAGGUGAUCGUUAUGGAGAAAUGCAGUGAUGGGUGGUGGCGGGGUAGCUACAAUGGACAAGUUGGAUGGUUCCCUUCAAACUAUGUGACUGAGGAAGGUGACAGUCCUUUGGGUGACCAUGUGGGUUCUUUGUCAGAGAAGUUAGCAGCAGUCGUCAAUAACCUAAAUACUGGGCAAGUAUUACAUGUGGUUCAGGCUCUUUACCCAUUCAGCUCGUCCAAUGAUGAAGAACUUAAUUUUGAGAAAGGAGAUAUAAUGGAUGUUAUUGAAAAACCUGAAAAUGACCCUGAGUGGUGGAAAUGCAGGAAGAUCAAUGGAAUGGUUGGUCUGGUGCCGAAAAACUAUGUUACCAUUAUGCAGAAUAAUCCAUUAACAUCAGGUUUGGAACCAUCGCCUCCACAGUGUGAUUACAUUAGGCCUUCACUCACUGGAAAGUUUGCUGGCAAUCCGUGGUAUUAUGGGAAAGUCACCAGGCACCAAGCAGAAAUGGCAUUAAAUGAAAGAGGGCAUGAAGGUGAUUUCCUCAUUCGUGAUAGUGAAUCUUCGCCAAAUGAUUUCUCAGUAUCACUAAAAGCACAAGGGAAAAACAAGCAUUUUAAAGUACAACUAAAAGAGACUGUCUACUGCAUUGGGCAGCGUAAAUUCAGCACCAUGGAAGAACUUGUAGAACAUUACAAAAAGGCACCAAUUUUUACAAGUGAACAAGGAGAAAAAUUAUAUCUUAUCAAGCAUUUAUCAUGAUACUGCUGACCGAAGUGAACUGCUGUACAGUUGUAAUUCGUCAUGUAAUUGAAGACUGAGAAAAUGUCAGUCCAGUCAUGUUUGAUUGGAAAUUGCUGUUUCUAACUCUAUAUGAGAAUUGACUAUAAUACAUAAAAUAUUUUUAUUAUAACUCAGCCCAUAUAUAUAUAUAUAUAUAUAUAUAUAUAUACUACAUACACCAAGCAUCUGCAUAGAGCAGUUCCUUAUCCUUGGGUCUUCUGUUUUAUUGUUUUCUUGCUCUUCUCUUGCUUCUAAUAUUAAGGUUUUAUAUUUUGAAAAAAUGAUGCAAAUCAAAAGUCUUUAUAUGAAAGAAUUUAUUGCCUUUCCUUUAUUUUCUUUUAAGGGCACCACCUUAGUUACUUCUGCAAUGGUUUCUAUUCAUAUAAAAUUAUUAUAUCUAUUAUAUCAACAUAUACCAUAUGCUAAAAUAAAUUUCUUGGAGAGUUAAUCUUUUCUGUGACUAAAUAGCAAUAAUAAAUGGAAAAUUAGAAAUUAUUUUCAACUAUUAUAUUUGUCACAAACCAUUGUAAAUACCAAAUAUGUUGUGUCUGUCAUUUUUCAGAAUUCAUUUGUUUUCAGUUUAAAGCAAACCAUAUGGGACAUAGGUUAGAAAACAUAUCUUGUACAAUUUAAAUUUACAUCUGUUGGAAGCAAAAAUCUCCAAAUUCCUAUGAAUUUUUUCCCCCUACUUCUCUCUCAUCUGGUUAUUCAAGAGAAAAAAGCAUUCUCAAGAUAUUUAGCUUUUAACUGUAAAUAGAUGCUCUAGUGUUAUUUUUUUCCCCUAGUUAUAUAUUGUCACUGUGAAAAAAAGCUAAGGCCAAAUUUUGAAGAAGUAGGUGACAAUGAGAUAGAUAACUUGGUUCUCUGCCUACCACCCUUCCCCCCAGAAAAAUCAGUAAUAAUCAAGCAUAGUAGUUGUAGUAUUUUUAUUUUCUUCAUUCAGCUUUGAAUUUUAUUGACCAAGACACUAAAAUUGAUACAUACUUGAUGAAAAGAUGUGAUAUGCUAAUGCUUUGAGAAAAUUUUUAGAAUCUUAUUUUUGCAGAUUCUUCUAUUAUAUUUUUAUCCUGCAGAAGUUUGGGUGUAUGGGUAAGAGGCUGAGGCUACUGUAGAGAAUUUAAUCUAUUUCUGUACAUCACAGAAGAAAACCAGUUAGUUACAUUUUAUGGCCACAACUCCCCCCCCUCCCCCCCCCCCACCCACAUUAUAAAUUCUGGAGAUUUAAGGAAAGUACCUUCAGUAUUUUAAUAGAAAAUACUUGCUAAAACAAUUUAGUAAUUAGGAGAAAGUCAUGAGAUUUUUUUAAACAUUUCACCAGUGCUGCCUAGGCAAAUGAAUGUUUCUAUUCUUUAUUAUAAACAGACAUUUAAGACACAAAAUUACUGAUUCUAAAAUUGAAGUCUAAUUCAUGAAUUUCUUGAUUUUGGUGGUUUUAGAUUUAUUUUGUUUUUUAAUUCUCUAAAUCUUCAAAUCAUUUAAAGACUUAGAUUGCCACUGGGUGGCAGCCCUGACUUCUCCCUCUAAGCAACAGGAGUUAGCAAAUACAAACUUUUUACAAUUCUUUUAUCUUCAUUACAUCUGCUUUUAAAGCCUUUUAGUUUGUAUUUCAUUAUUUUUCUCAGCCCCACUUUAUUUAUUUAAGAUAAUUAUGAGUAGGCAAGUUUAAUGGAAACAGAAGUCACAUGCUUGUUUUUUUGGCUGUAAAAUCAUGAAUAUAAAUUGAAGAAAAUAGUUUUCAAGUAGUUGUAAAAUGACUUUUAAAUUUUAAACAUUUGAUGAUGCUUUCUUUUUAUUCUCUACUUCUUUGUGGUCCCCCCACCCCAAUCCAGUCUUCCUUACUUAAAAAAUGAAUGUUUAAAAAAAGAAAGGAGGGGAUGGGUUCAAUUACUAAUUUGUAUCACAGACAUGAGCUAUUUAUAGCAAACCCUGCUGAGCUGAUGUCAAGCAUUUUGAGAAAGUAGCUAGGAGUGGAGUAGCACUGGAAACAAUGCAUAUUUCUGUGCUGUAAUUAGAUUUAUACUAACUAGAGAAUUCCUAGGAGAUCCACAUGUGCCAAUAAUAGCUAUUGUGUGCUCUUACUGUAUGAUGGAGACCUCACUGGGAACUACUUAAUUUUGUACGUUUUAUCAAUUUUUUUAAAGUCUUAAAACCAGUGUUUACAUCAAUGACUUUUUUUUUAAAGCAUGAAUUUUCUUAAGAACUGGAACCAUUUUCAAAAACAUCUACAUGGCUAGCUAGUAGCAGGACUUGUGUUAGAAACCACGUUUCCUCAUUCCUAGCCUGUACACUUGUCUUGUGACACAUUGGCUUCAUUGUGCCUGUUUUUAGACUAGGAGGAAAGUCCUGGAAAGAGAAAUAUUACAGAAGUUUUCUUUCAUCUGUGAGGAGAUGCUUAGCUUUCAUUUUAAAUAUAACACAUAACUGCCCCAUAACCCACUUCUACAAAUAACUUCAAAUUCUUGGAAGAAGGAUUUUCAGAACUUUAUGUAAGCUCCGUGACUGAAAGCUAUUGCUGCCGUAUCUGUUAUUUAAUCGGAAGUCCUUACGUUCAGCUGAAUACAGACUCACACCUAUUACACACCUUUGACUAUGCGCAGUAACACCUGGCACUUUCAAAGAUGGUGUGUCACAGAUACAUCACUUGACAAAAUCAAAAGGCUUUAGUGCAAUCCGUUGUAAUUGCUGUAAGAAUAAAACGCCUAGCUUUGGUUGGUAGAAUGAUGUCUUCAUGGAUAUGUGGAUACAGUAAUAACCCAUAAGUUGUCUCCAGCUUUAGUGCUUUAAUUUUGUCAUCUAAUCUAGAGAUUGCAAGAAGCAGGGCCACUACUGUUUGUGUAGGUACAUUUGUGAGAAUUGCAAAAAGGCACAUCUUCCCCUGGCAAGACAGCCACUUUUGUUGCUGUUGAUAAGUCCAAAACUCAGCAUCGCCACCCUUCUCCCAUCUUGCAAGAUAACCCAGUUCAGGAUACAAUCAAACAGGAAUACAGUUCGAGCUAAAAUGCUUAAAAAAAUAAUUGUUAGCAUUUUUAAAUGGGGGGGUGGAGGGGUUUACAUAAACAGAGUUUUGGUUUCCCCUGAAAAAGGAGAAGCUGGUAACACUGGAUUUGAAUUCUCACAAGGCAUUGAGUAGUAUGGAUGCUCCCCUUAUUUUUACCAAUACAUUAAAGAUUAACAGUAAAACAGUGUUUCCCAACCUUUAUGCUCCUAGUUCAAAUCUCAAAAUGCAGUUAGUGUUACUCCCUGUUUUUCCUGUAACGGGAGUUUUUGGUUUGGAAUCUGGAAACUUACAUUUUGCAGAAACAUUCAGUUGCAGUGUCCAAAUUAAUAAGGAAUAUAAUAUUACAGCAUGCUUUAACUUUUCACUUCAGUAUUUUGCUAGAAGAAAAGAAGAUCCUUUGCAGUCUUAUUUAUCUAGAUUCUUUAAAUGUUUUUGAAUGGUUUCACAACUGAAGUCACUUCUAACAUAAAGCAAAUUUGAUACAGCACAAAUGACAUCCCCGUUUUAUGUUCUGAACAGCAUCCAAGGGACUUUUUGAAAAUGCCAUAUUACUGCUUCUGGGGAAAAUCACUGUUUUAUUCUAUUGCAAGGCAAGGUAGGAAAGCUUUCUUCUGAAAAACUGGUUCUGUUGGCUUUUAACAAGUUUAUAUGACUUAACUGUCAUCUUCUAAACUCUUUAACAGACGAGCACACUGUGCAUACUCCACACCCUAGUUUCUUGCUGUUAAAUGACCUGAAACCAAUGACCAAAGAACUGAAAUACAUUUUUCUUGUUUAUUGUGAGAGGUUCCUUUGAUUUGGAAGUACUAAUAUAGUUUGCUGAGACUUUUUAAUGAGAACAUAAAUUGGGCUUAGGUUUUGAAGAGCAUGAGUUUUCGUUAUCACUGGCUAUGUUCACAGAGGUAAAGCACCAUGUCUUUUGAGAGUAUGUAUGUUGGUCUGAGCACUUAUAUUAUCUUGGAUACUUCGGAAUUGGCCUGAUGCCUACAAAGGAUUCACACAAACAUUUAGUUUACCUAGCAGAUUUUUAAAAUGUUUCCUCUCAAAUUACUUUUUAAGCUGCUUUUAAGGCUCCAGGGAAAGCUGGUCUCAGUAUUUUGAAAUAAUGUUGCCAAAUUUAUUUGUAGUUAUAGAAGACAAAAAGUACUUACUCAAUUUCCUCUCUCCUGUAUUACUGUGACUUUUGAACAGGAAAACAAACUUACAAGUAGACAAGAGUAGACAUCUGAAGUAGUUUAGGUAUUGCUUUAAAUAGAUCUCUGGACUCAGAAAAUAUAUUAAACUCUGUAGAACAUUUGAAGAUAGCUUUUGGGAAAUUAUGGAGACAGGUGUAUUCCAGAAUGAGAUUGAGAGUCUGUUAAAUACUGGAAUGGUUUUAAAAGUGAUGUUUUUUGAGCAUUUGUAGAAGAAAUUAGUAAUCCCUCAAUAAAUGUCUUUUCUCAGAACAAGUAAUGCAAACACACUUUUACUUGUUUUGAUAUGUUUUAGACUAUAGAUAAGGGGGAUGGUGUAGAAGACAGUUUCAUCAGGGCGUAUGCUAAUCACUUGGUGUCAAGAUGAGAAAAUUACUUUUUGGACAGUAAUAUCUAUGUGUAUAGUUUUGUGUCCGCUUAGGUUUUGGAGAUAUUUAUCCAUCAACCAACCAUCCAGCCACCUCACCUCAAAUAAUUUGAUUGUGUAGGUGCCAGACCAUUCUAACCUAGCAAUAUAAGAGUGAAGAAAAGGGAUAUGUUUGUCCAAAAGCUGUACAUUUCUCAUGAUGUAAAGCCUAAUGGAAAAGUUCUAUGAAGAAAAAACAGAGCAAGAAGAGAGAGUGGGUGUUCAUUUAUGUAGGAUGGUCAAAGGAGGUCUCAUAAAAUUGACCUUGAGUGUACUGUGUGCUUCACUUAAUCUCUGGUGACUAGCUUUAAACCAGUGUAUGAGUGAAAAUAGAGCAGUCAAAAUCAUUUGAAAAAUUAUAUUAAGAUCUUCACUGUUACGGAGCAUUUUUUCUGGUUUUCAAAUUGUAAAAUUGAAUAAAAUGAUAUUUGUUUUAUUUAGACAUGGAACUUUUAACUGCAAAGUUCUAUUUUGAAUAAGGCCUGAUUCUCCAUCUUAAGAGGAGUUGUUGGGGAAUAUCAUAUAGAAAAGAAUCAGUUAUAACUACAGGAAGGAGGACAGUUUGUUGACAGACUUGAAGGUUUUAAUUCACACCUGAAGGAAAGAAUUGAGGUUAACAUUCCUGAUGUUCUGCGCUGUGGCCAAACAAUAAACUAGGCAGGAAAUUGAAAAAGUAAAGUGUGUUCAGAGGAGGUUGAAAAGGGGCUGCAAGAAUCCUGAAAACGAGAGCUGGAAAGUGUGUCAAAGUUAUAUCUGGAAGAGACUCAGUGGAAGCAGGAGUAAAAAACGAAGACGAGGCAAAUUCUACUGUUUAAAUACCCUGUGUUACUUGCAGAAGAAAAAAGAAUUGAGAUGGAGUUACAGUGAAAUGUCAGAUGGAACGCAGGACAUAGACAUAUUCCUUUGAUUAAAGGGAAGAGAACUGUUUUGUGCUAAGUAGAGCAGGGAGCAUUAUUGCAGUUAAUUGACCUCAUGGUCUGUGCCAGAGCACCAGGACCUACCCUGGGUUUGCACAACCGUAAGAGUUAGUGCCUCAAAUUUUGUGCCCUGGUGCCUCCCUUGCUUCAGUUUAAUCCCAACCCUUACGGGGCUCAGAGGGCUUAGGAGUUUCUUCCUUGAGCAUCAAUAUCCUUUUUCCUCCCAACUCUUUUGCCUUUCCAUAAAAAAACUGUCUCCUUGCUUUUCCUUCCAUAAUCAUUCAAAUGGCAAAUAGUGUAAUAGGAAAACUAAUUCCUACUUGUAGACUGUGCUUAUGAUAGGAAAUAGCUUUGUACUUCCAAUGGUUCGUCUUCAGACAUAGAUGACUGGAAUGCUGUGGGAAUUAAUCUGAGAAGUCCUGGCAGCAGUUUAGAGGAUAGUUCAGUCUUGGCAGGUUGCAUAGACCGACCAACCAACUAAUAGAUCACAACCAACUGAUGAGAAGGUAUAGAGACGGAAAUUCCUCAAAGUCAGAAGAAAAAGGUAUGGUCAGAGUCAGGCAUGUCCAGGCAAGGGUAGCGGCUUGCAGGUGAGGCACGGCCCUCCAGAAAUUUUCAACCAGUGGCUUGGCCCGUGCAGAGGUUGAUGGUCUAAGCUCCUUGUUGAUUCAUGGGCCAGUGUCAUUCAAAAGCUUGUGACAGCCAGGUAGCAUUACGUUUCAGUGUCCCAGAAGUCUGCUGAGCAGAGUUCAGAGUCCUUGCAGUGGACUGUGAUGGAGUGGCAGGCAGUACUGCCUUGUCAACAUAGCAGUGGUGGGCAGGGGAUCUUGACAGGGACUCAUGUCCAGAUUGAGCUAAAUAUCUUAAGACCUCAAAGUCUGGGGAACAACUCUCCUUCCUCUACAGCAUAACUAAGUCUUGUUCUUUCUCCCAUUUUCUGUUUACUUACCUUUUCGUCCUCAGUCUGUUUUCCUUCAACUUUUCCAUUCCUGAGCCUUGCCCAUGCCAUCCUCUCAGUUGGAAUGCUUAACUGCAAAUGUGAAUCUCCUAUCCAAACUAAGGAGGUACAUCCUUGAAAUGCCAUUUUAAGGACUACCUGUUCUCUAAAGCCCUUGCUAAUCUAGAUCGUUCACUGUUCUAUGUCCCUCAUACACAUUGUGAGCCCUCUUGGUGCUAAUUGGGAGGCAGUAAGGUGAGUGAAAAGAACUUGUAGUUAGGCAGAUCUCUGUCAAAAUUUCUGUCUGUCUAGCCCUGGGGGUCUACAGUAAAUUUUCAGGUGUGUCCUCAUCUGAAAAGUUGGGAAUCAAAUCUUACCUUGAAAGACUUAAGUCCUUUAUAUACUAUAUGUAUAAUGUGAGGAUCAAGGAGACGGAGCAGCAAGUGUUCUUGACUAUUAUGUAGUUAAAAGAUACAGCUAAUGUUUACUGUGUACUUACUUUGCCAGAUCCUGUCCUGAAUGUACUGUCUCACAUAAUCCUCACAACAGCCAUGUGAGUUAGGUACUAUUACAGUUUUUUCCAAUUUGCAGAGGAGGACAUUAAAACAUUUCUUAAAAGAGCUGGCUAAAAAAACACAACUAGUAAUUGGCGAAGCCCAAACGCCAACCCAGACAGUCUGGCUCCAGAACCCAUGCUUUCGACGACCCUCUUAAUAGAUGUCACCAACUGGAAGCCUUUCUUUGCUGAUUCAGGGCCCAAACUGAAAGAUGGGCAGCCUACAAAGGUCCAGCCAGUAAGAGCAAAUAAUCCCUAAUGUAUUUAUUGUUAAUAUUAUUAAUACAACAAAUGGUUAAUAAGCCAUUUGUGAAGAACUAUUGUGUUCCUGGCACUGUGCUAAUGUGCUUUGUCUGCAUUCUUUAAUUCCCACAACUAUUAUGCAAGACAUCAUUGUUUUAUAAAAAUGAGGCUCAUGGAGUUGCUAUCUUCCCCUUCACAUCAAGAGAGCAGUACUUUUUCCAAUCCACUCCUCAGCCUACAACGAUCUAACUUCUGAUCGAAGUUGUCCACUGGGACUCCUCUUACUGAGAUUACAAAUGACCUUCUAGGUGACAUAAAUCUUGGAGACAUUUUUUGAUGAUCAAGUGACUUUCUUCUGCACUCCCCCUUGGUGACCACCCCUUCCCUCAUUGUUUCCAUGCCCAUAGUUUGUUCCAGAACCACCUCUCUGACCUAUUUAUUCCCCCAUAUCUUUUUAUGCCAUUUUUCUUUUGUCAGUUCAUUCUUUAGUCAGUUCAUGCUGGUCUUCUCCAAGAGCAUAUCCACCCACCUCCUUAAUCUACAUACCCUCCCUGAAUGUUCUCACCACUUCCUAGUCUCAGCUACCACUGAAAUGCUGAAGGUAGGGGAAAUGGUGCCAUACCCUGACACUCAUAAACUGAGACAAAGAUCAUUUACAUUUUGAAGACUCCCCCCAGUCCUUACGAGCACCUCAAGUUCAAGUGUAUCAAACUGAACACAUGCACACUUUUUCUAUACCAUCCCCAUCUCUGACUACCUUGCUGCCACCCCACCCUCCUUAACAUUAUUUAGGUUAAGCUGCUGUCACCACCUAGUUACUCAGACCUAGAACCUGAAAAUCAUGUUUGCCUCCUCCUCCUCCUCCAAUCCACUCAAUGUCUAGGAGCUGUCAAUUCUACCUCCCUGUUUUGAAUUUAUUCGCUUCUCUCUCUUGAGACAUGGGAAAACCUUGUGGAAGCCAACAUCUCUCACCUGACUGACUAAAAUACCUCCCUCCUCACCUACCAGCCUCCAGUUUGGCUGCUUCCACUAUUUUCUCCACCCUAGUCAUAGACUUUCUCAAACUCAAAUACAGAGGGUGCUGUGAUCAGACUGGAGCUCCUUUAACCCUCAUUGCCUCAGAAUAAACUCAGUGCUCCUCAAUAAGGCAUUCAAAGCUCUCUUGAAUUCUGUUUUUGUCUGCCUUUGAGCCCCAUUUCUUGCUACUUCAACCUUGUUCUCUAGUUGCACCAAGCUUCUUGUGGUUUCCUAAACACAUUAUAGCUGGCUGAUUUUUUUUAGCAUUUAAUUCUCAGCCCUUAAGUCACCUCCUCCAGGAAGUCUUCUCUGAUCACCUAGGCUGAGUUAGGUGUUUCUGAUUAAUGCUCCUAUAUGCCUUUGAUAACAUUUCUGUCAUUUCAUUUCGAAUAUUGAUUUGUGAUUAUUCUCAUGUCCAUUUUCUCCACUAGUUGGGAAGUUUGUGGUUGAGGGCAGGAACUAUUAAUUUCCAGUAUCUAGCAUAUAGUAAGCCCUUAGUGAAUGGCAGUUGAAUGAAUAAAUAAAUAACUUUCCUAAGGUUAUAUUGCAAAUAAUUUCUGACACUAAAAUGUUGCACUCUAAAAUUCAUGUUCUUUUUACUAAUGCAUUUGCACGUGUAGAGUGUUUAGAGACUUUAAAAAGCUAACAUUUUAGGGGGCCAAACCUUAUAAAAUUUCCUUCCAAUUAAAAAAAAAUUAAAAUGUUCAAUAAUACAUUCACAUGGUUCAGUAAUCAAACAAUAUAAAAAGAUACAUAGCACCCACAAGAAUCGAAAGCAGAAUCUCAGGAUGUUUGUACAUCUGUGUUCAGAGCGGCAUUAUAUUCACAGUAACUAAGAUGUGGAAGCAACUCGAGUGUCAGUGAGUGGAUAAACAAUGUGGUAUAUGGAACAUUAUUCAGCCUUAAAAAGGAAGGGAUUCUAUAAUCUACAAAAUGGGCGAAUCUUGAGGACGUUAUACUGUUAUUUGAAAUAAACAAGUCACAGAAAGACAAGUAUUGCAGGAUUCCAAUUACACGAGGUACUUGGAGUAGUCAAAAUCCUGAAGACAGGAAAUACAAUGGUGAUUUCCAGGGGGAGGGGGGAAGGGGGAGUUACUGUUUAAUGAGUAUAGAGUUUCAGUUUUACAAGAUGAAUUAUGGGGACGGAUGGUGGUAAUGGUUGUAUAACAAUUUGGAUGUAUUUAAUACCACUGACUGUAUAUGGAAAAAUGGCUAAGAUGGUAAAUUUUAUGUGUAUUUUACCACAAUAAAAACAGUUUUUAAAAUUC